Molecule: messenger RNA, 993 nt
Organism: Bipolaris oryzae ATCC 44560
Lineage: Eukaryota; Fungi; Ascomycota; Dothideomycetes; Pleosporales; Pleosporaceae
Exons: 1
Coding region: 1-993 (330 amino acids)
Molecular function (GO): hydrolase activity
Source: RefSeq, a predicted model, not a curated record
AUGGGACUGAAAAUGGAUAACAACUUUGUUGCCGCCAUGGCUCCAGUACUGAGCGCCAUGACGGGGCUUCAAAAGCCAGGAUUACACGACAUAGAAGGUCGUAGGAAAAUUUUCGCUUUUGGCAAUGCGGCGGCAUUUGAAGAGGGCGCGGAAGGGUUGAGGUUGGAAAAACACACCAUUUCAGCGUCGGAUGGUUAUCAGCUUUCUGUAUACCACUACAAGAAAGACGUCACUAUCGAUCAAGCAUCUCCUGCGCCUGCAAUCGUUCACUUCCAUGGAGGUGGCCUUAUCACACUGAAUGCGGCUAAUACUAUCCCCAUGAUCUCUGAGUUCGUCCGUGCCACUGGGGUACAGGUGUUUUCCGUUGAUUACCGGCUUGCGCCGGAACACCCAUAUCCGACGCCUCUCGAGGAUUGCUGGUCCGGCUUGAAAUGGGUUUUGGCAAAGGCAGCCGACUUUUGCCUCGAUAGUGCCUCUAUUGCCGCUAUGGGUGAAAGUGCUGGUGGGAAUCUUGCAGCCGCAGUGACGCUGUUGGCGCGAGAUCGAGGGUUGGCUCCACCACUAGCGAAGCAAAUCUUAAUCAACCCUAUGCUGGAUGACCGAAAUUCAUCCAAGGCAAUCGGACCCGUGUGUUUUUGGGAUGAAGUCGACAACGUCACGGGCUGGACAGCAUAUCUGAGGCAUGAACCUGGGCGACCUGGAGUGCCAAUGUUUGCAGCACCCGCUCGUGCGGAAAGUGUUGAGGGUUUACCUCCACUUUACCUGGAUGUCGGACAGCUUGAUUUGUAUAUGCUCGAGGAUCUGGAAUAUGCCUCAAGGUUUGUGCAUGCUGGUAUAGAAACGGAAUUGCAUGUCUACCCAGGUUUACCACACGCUUUUGAUACGCUUAUGCCUGGCCAUCCUACGUCUAAAAUGGCUAUGGAGCAUAGACUUAGGGCCAUUCGAAAACUAAUCAGCAACUCUCAUAUCAAGAGCGGGGAUGUUGAAUCCUGA